GUCUAUGACCCAGGAUGACGGGGACAGCGAAGACGGUGAACUCCCUUUCCCUGUGAUCCCUGUGGACCCAGGCACCUGCGUGCUCCCCAAUGCUGCACUGUGCACGUUCACUGUGCUUGAUGGUGUGCUUGUCACCCUGGUGGAGGGCCCUGCCCAGUGGAAGAUGCAGCUGUUUGAGCGUCCCUGUCCAGGGCAGGACCCCUGGUUGGGAGGCCAGAUUGGUGAGGUGGAGUUGUCCACCUACACCCCCCCAGCUGGGGUCCCAGGGAAGCCUGCAGCUCCCCACUUCCUUCCAGUACUGUGCUGUGUGUCACCACCAUGCUCCAGGGUCCCGCAUGGUCACCUCUGGGGCUCCGGGAGCUUCACGCUAGAGGAGACCCUAUUUGGGCUCCUCUUUGGAGCUGAUGCCACCCUCCUAGAGUCUCCUGUAAUUCUCUGUGGUCUCCCUGACGGCCAGCUCUGCUGUGUAAUUCUAAAGGCCCUGGUUACCUCCAGGUUAUCACCUGGUGACCCAAAGGCCUUUGUCAAGAUCCUCCAUCACCUGGAAGAGCCUGUCAUCUUCAUAGGCGCCUUGAGGACAGAUCUGCGAGCUGAGGAAGCUGCAGAGGAAACGCUGUCUGGUGAGGAUGUGCGCUCUGACUGCCUGGUGGCCCUUGGUCACCAUGGCCGGACGCUAGCUAUCAAGGCCAGCUGGGACCAGUCCGGGAAGCUGGUACCGGAGCUGCGGGAAUACUGCCUGCCAGGCCCUGUACUCUGUGCCGCCUGUGGUGGAGGCGGCCGCAUAUACCACAGCACCCCCUCUGACCUCUGUGUGGUGGAUCUGGCUCGGGGAGGUGCCCCUUUGGAUGCUGAGCAGCCCAACGGGGGCCCAGGAGGCCUGCCCCCACUGCUGUGUCCAGCCAACUUGAAUAUCUGCAGUGUCCUCACUCUCUCUGUGUUAUCCAGGGCACCUGAAGGUGGCACUGAGCUCCUGGCCCUGUCUACCAAAGGCCGCCUGAUGACUUGCAGCCUGCACCCGCACACUGAGAUGUCCAGCCCUGCCCAGAUGACUAUGGCAAAUGCAGGCGAGAAAAUUAAGGAGCUGCUCUCUGGAAUUGGUAACAUCUCUGAGAGAGUAUCUUUUUUGAAGAAAGCGGUUGACCAGCGAAAUAAAGCCCUGACAAGCCUCAAUGAGGCCAUGAACGUGAGCUGUGCACUGCUGUCGAGCCGUGAGGGUCCCAGGCCCAUCUCCUGCACAAUCACCACUGCCUGGAGCCACCUGCAGAUGCAGGACGUGCUGACGGCCACCUGCCUGCUAGAGAAUAGCAGUGACUUCAGCCUAGACCAGGGCUGGACCUUGUGCAUCCAGGUGUUCAGCAGCUCCUCCGCCCUCGACCUGGACUCGGCCUGCUCGGCCAUCACAUACACCAUUCCCGUGGACCGGCUCAGCCCUGGUGCUCGGCGGGAGGUGACACUGCCCCUGGGCCCUGGCGAGAACGGCAUGCUUGACCUGCCAGUGACUGUGUCCUGCAUGCUCUUCUACAGCCUGCGGGAGGUCGUGGGCGGGGCCCUUGCCCCCUCAGACUCUCUUGAGGACCCCUUUUUGGAUGAGUUUUCCCCCGAUGUCCUGCCUGAGCAGGAGGGUGUCUGCCUGCCCCUGAGCAAGCACACAGUGGACAUGCUGCAAUGCCUGCGCUUCCCAGGCCUGGCCCCCCCCCACAUGCAGGCCCCUUCCCCACUCGGCCCUACCAGUGACCCCGUGGACACCUUCCUGGAAACUUGCCGAGAGCCAGGCAGCCAGCCGGUGGGGCCUGCCUCCCUGCGGGCUGAGUACUUGCCCCCGUCUGUGGCCUCCAUCAAAGUGUCAGCGGAGCUGCUCAGGGCUACCUUGGAGGAUGGCCACUUAGGUACUUCCCUGUGCUGUGCCACCUUGCAGUGGCUCCUUGCUGAGAAUGCUGCUGUGGAUGUCGUGAGGGCCCAAGCGCUGUCCUCCAUCCAGGGAGUGGCCCCAGAUGGUGCUGAUAUCCGCCUCAUCAUCCGUGAGGUGGCCAUGACUGACCUGUGCCCGGCAGGCCCCAUCCAGACCGUGGAGAUCCAGGUGGAGAGCUCCUCUCUGGCCGACAUGUGCAGGGCGCACCACGCCAUCAUCAGGCGGAUGCAGACGAUGGUCACGGAGCAGGCCGCCCAGGGCUCCAGCCCUCCUGACCUCCGCGUGCAGUAUCUCCGCCAGAUCCACGCCAACCAUGAGACUCUGCUGAGGGAGGUGCAGACCCUGCGUGACCGGCUGUGCACAGAGGACGAAGCCAGCUCCUGUGCCACCGCCCAGAGGCUGCUGCAGGUGUACAAGCAGCUGCGCAACCCCAGCCUUGUCCUGCUGUGACCAGGUGUGUCCCGCCCC
Molecule: messenger RNA, 2377 nt
Organism: Carlito syrichta (Philippine tarsier)
Lineage: Eukaryota; Metazoa; Chordata; Mammalia; Primates; Tarsiidae
Gene: FAAP100
Product: Fanconi anemia core complex associated protein 100
Exons: 7
Coding region: 5-2359 (784 amino acids)
Biological process (GO): interstrand cross-link repair
Cellular component (GO): nucleoplasm; Fanconi anaemia nuclear complex
Source: RefSeq, a predicted model, not a curated record